Molecule: messenger RNA, 1594 nt
Organism: Astyanax mexicanus (Mexican tetra)
Lineage: Eukaryota; Metazoa; Chordata; Actinopteri; Characiformes; Acestrorhamphidae
Gene: morn3
Product: MORN repeat containing 3
Exons: 5
Coding region: 745-1470 (241 amino acids)
Source: RefSeq, a predicted model, not a curated record
UAUAUCUUAUUUGUAUUGAUGAAAGUAAACAGUAAUAAAGUACAGGGCCGUGUUUGUGUAGGUUUCAGUAGUGAAGGGAGGAAGGGUAGCUCCCGAAUUGGGACAAUUUAAAUGAGGCAGUUUGGAACACAGCCGGGUUGCCAUGAUACGCAGUAAACAAAAUGCGGCCGAUAAAGUUACUGAUCUGCAGAUUCACCACAAACUCGCCAGAACCAGAACCGAGUCACAGCCUCCAGAACUGAGUUAAAGCCUUUAGAACCGAGUCACAGCCUCCAGAACAGAAUUAGAGCCUCCAGAACCGAAUUAGAGCCUCCAGAAACGAUUUAUAACCUCAAGAAGUGAGUUUAAGUCUCCAGAACCAGAACGGAGUUACAGCCUUCAGAACCAGAAGCAGGACUGAGUUACAGCCUCCAGAACCAGAACUGAGUCACAGCCUCUAGAAACAGUACCAAGUCAUAGCCUCCAGAACUAAAUUACAGACACCAGAACUGAGUGACAGCCUCCGGAACUGAGUCACAGCCUUCAGAACCAGAACCAAAACUGAGUUACAGCCACCAGAACCGAGUAACAGCUUUUAAGAAAGGGGUUACAGAAUCCUAAAGCGAGUUACAGCCUUCAGAACUGGGUUACAGAAUCCAGAACCGAGUUACAGCCUCUAGAAACGAGUUAAAGCAGCUGAACCCAGCUCUGCUGAGCCUGAGACCCACUCUGAACCCCAGAACCAGGUCCAGUUAACUUGGAGCGAUGUCUCUCACCAGACUGUGGGACAAGAAGGCGGAGAAGAACGGUGUUCUCCGGACGGUGUUCUCUGUUACUGGUGACCAGUACACUGGAGAGUGGCUGCAGAACCGCAAACAUGGUAAGGGAACUCAGGUGUGGAAAAGGGCAGGUGUGGUUUAUGAUGGUGAGUGGAGGUUUGGGAAGCGGGAUGGUUUCGGCACUUUGAGCAAACAGUCGCCACCCUCUAACAACUACGAGGUGAUUUACUCAGGAGAAUGGAAAAACGACAAGAAGGAGGGUUUUGGAAUGGAGGUCUACAGCCCCAGCUCAUUGUAUGAGGGUCAGUGGGUGGAGCAUGAGAGAAGUGGCUCAGGCAGGAUGUUCUACCCCAAUGGAGAUGUUUAUGAGGGGGAGUGGCUGAAGGACAAACCACAUGGACAGGGCGUCCUAACACUUGCAAACGGGAACAGGUAUGAAGGAAGCUGGAAAGACGGGAGGAAAAACGGACCCGGUUGCUUUUUCUACCUGGAUAAAGGUCAGCUGUACGAGGGGUUCUGGGUGGACGACGUGGCGAAGUGUGGUACGAUGUGCGAUUUCGGACGAGAGCAUGCAGCCACACCCACAGUUUAUCCCAUCCCUCAGGUGCAGCUGCAGGAUGCUGAAAGUGUGUUACUGGAGGGAAUUGCCGACUGUUCCAACAUCGGAGAGCAACACCAGUACGACAAGAGCAGCCCAGAAACACCUGAGUGAAAACACACCUGCUCAACUCACAGUCAGAACCCCCCACCCCAUGUCUGAUUAUCACACACUCUGAACUGAGAGACUGGAAGUUAAAACAGAUUAUAGCUGUAUAUAAACAUAAUUAUAAUUAUGA